GCAAAUUAUUUCAUUCGUAUUGUAAAUUUGACUUUGGUUGAGACUCGUUUUUCUCUGCGUGUGUGGUGUCUUUCAUUUCUAUUUCUACCUUAACGUACGUUGAAUUACCUGGGGUAAUAAACGAAAAAAUUGUUUGAGAAAACAUAAAUUAAGCAUCCAUUCGCAAUUUUUCUUUUAUAUUUACGACAGAGCCGUUGAGAAUAUAACGAGAAAGCAUUUAUUUCAGGUUGAACUGUAAAUCUAAACUUUGUGCAUAAACUUUGCUCUGUGGCAUUGUGCAUUAUAAAUUUGGUAUCAGCUUCUGAUUCAGCAAACAGCUAAAGAUGGCAACAGGAGGUGAGCCACCCAUGUGCAGUAUGUGCCAAAACCAAAUGGAUUCAUCUGACUAUCUGUACGCGUGUGGACACACCGUUUGCAAAUACUGUUUCUACACGUAUUUCAGAAUUGCAUUCCGGUGCCCUAGAUGUGGUGAAACGGUGGAAGAACGUCAUGAAAAUCAUUACGAUGAACUUCUCAGUGAUUUCGUCGAUAAUAUGCUCCCCACCCCUCCACUGGAAGAAGAUUCAGAUGAUGAUGAAACGAGAGAACCUGAAUGUUGGGACCCUGAUAGCUGGACGCUAGUAGAUGGUGACGAAUUUCUUAGGGGUGUUGUCCGCUCGAGGCCUGCAUCACCGGUGGAAAACUUGGCGAUCGACAGACCUGACCCAAAAAUCCUGUUAAAAUUAAUUGCUUUGAAUGUACCGCCUCUGGCUAAACAAUUCGUACUGACCUCCAGAUAUGCGUGCGUGGUUCAUUUAAAGAAACUUCUGGCAAAACGGAUAUUGCAGAAUGUCCAGAGAUACAAUGAAUUUGAGAUUGUGUGCAAUUAUCAAGUGCUGCAGAACGGAAAUAGUUUGGGAGGCGUCUUCCAAUCCUUUUGGCGAAAUAAUGGAUUUCCGAUGGUCUUGAAGUUCUUAAAAGUAUCGGAUGAGGAUUAAGGAUGUUAAAAAAAAUGAGGAUUAAAAAAAUGAGGAUGAGGAUUAAAAAAAAGUUCUAUAAAAAGUAAUUUAUAGAAUGAAAUUGUUGUACCAUCAUCGUGGUUUUUUUAUUAAUUCAGCAUUUCCUUAAAGUGAAUAUCUCAUUCAAGCAUUUAUAUCAUUGAUUGUAUUAGAAAAAAUGUAGAUUUCCCGAGAAUUCCAAUUCCAAUUCCAAUUGUAGAAAAAUUGUAGAUGUUACAAAUGAUUAUUUUAAGAUUAUAUUUUAGAGAAAAUCUCAUACAUA
Molecule: messenger RNA, 1260 nt
Organism: Argiope bruennichi
Lineage: Eukaryota; Metazoa; Arthropoda; Arachnida; Araneae; Araneidae
Product: polycomb group RING finger protein 5-A-like
Exons: 9
Coding region: 324-977 (217 amino acids)
Biological process (GO): regulation of transcription by RNA polymerase II
Cellular component (GO): PRC1 complex
Source: RefSeq, a predicted model, not a curated record